GCGCGCGAGGCGUGUCUUUUGGCGUGCAGGUGAGCGCGGACGGCAGUAAACGGGUAAACGCAAAUUGGGAGAUCGUUAGGAGGUGAACCUCGGCAAGGAAAAUGCAGGCGGACGACAAGUGCAUUCCGCAGCAGAAACAGCGGGGUAUUUCAACGCCGGACAGAUCGCAGCAGAGCGUGCCGGACGGAUGGCCGUUCAGGAAGGCAAAGGACUGGCUCGAUGCGCAAAACGCUGUGAAGGUCGAUUUCGACCCGAUCGCCGAAGACUACCAUAUGAAGCAUGAAAGACGAGGAGUGGCGCUUAUCCUGAACCACGUUCACUUCGAGGAAAUGGCCACGAGAAAGGGCUCCAUAAAGGACACUCUGGAUCUCAAGGCAUCGUUAGACAGGCUCGGGUUCGACGUUCGAAUUUAUAGCGAUCCGACAAUCAAAACUAUAACCACGGUCUUGGAAUCGACCGCUGCGGAAGACCACACGGAUGCCGACUGCCUGAUCGUGGUCGCAAUGUCACACGGCGAAUCGGGUCUAUUGCAUUCGACCGACAGUCUGUAUCCAGUCGAAAUGCUGUGGACUCCCUUUACGGGCGAUCGAUGCUCCAGCCUGGUCGGGAAACCGAAGUUGUUCUUCAUUCAGGCAUGCCGUGGGGUGCGACUGGACAAAGGGGUGAAAAUUAUUCAUGAGACAGAUAGUAAGGGAACUACAUACAGUAUACCCGCCUAUGCAGAUAUCAUGGUCGCGUACUCUACUUACGACGGUUUUUACUCGUGGCGCAAUCCGGACUCGGGUUCCUGGUUCAUACAGGCACUCUGCGAGGAGCUGGACCUUCACGGGCGCAGCCGCGAUCUACUCACUCUAAUGACCUUCGUUAAUCGCCGUGUCGCUAUUGAAUAUCAUUCCUAUGUGCCGGAUAAUGAGAAAUUCCACGCGAAAAAGCAGAUCCCGUCGAUUGUCUCGAUGUUGACUCGACUUGUGUACUUCCCCGACAAGCAUACAUCAACGCCGGACGAUAUGGAUGACGAAUCGAAGGAAGCGGAAGCCGAGGUCUGCGAAAAAGUAGCCUAAGAGUGGCACAACAUUCGUUCUCACACGGACUUACAAUGAUGGCUUUUCGACAAAAACCGACAGAUUGAUUCUAGCCGAGUUGUUUUGAUACAUUGAACUUCUUGAGAAGUGAUUAUCGACCGGCGCGACUCAUCGAACACAUUUGAAUUGUUGUGAUUGAGUUGGGCAUGUAGAAUUUAAGAACGUAGUCGAAGCAAACGAAAGAAAGAAAAAGAAAAAUAUAUUGUUAAAUGUAGACGAAUAUUUUCUGUUACUUCAUUAAAAAAGGAAAUAAAAGUGGUCCUCUCAAAUAUUUCAGAGAUCUACUGCAAUUAAAAAUGUAAUUAAAUACUUUUAAUUGAAAUGAUCGUAUGUAUAUAAUUCAUGUAGACAAUU
Messenger RNA from Vollenhovia emeryi, 1436 nucleotides. RefSeq names its product caspase-1-like. The transcript has 5 exons. The record is from RefSeq and is a predicted model, not a curated record. Lineage: Eukaryota; Metazoa; Arthropoda; Insecta; Hymenoptera; Formicidae. Bases 102 to 1061 code for a protein of 319 amino acids. Gene Ontology annotation, molecular function: cysteine-type endopeptidase activity. Gene Ontology annotation, biological process: proteolysis.